ACUCUCUGGUGCAGCAGUAUGGAGGAGUGUGUCCUGCUGAAGGAGAGGCUACAGGCCAUCACUGAGAAGCAUUACAUUCAGGAAGAAAUGAGACAGAAGAAACUGGAACUGGACCAAGAGAAACUCAAACUUCAGCAUCUAAAGAAAAAGGCUUUGAGAGAGCAGUGGUUGCUACAGGAGUCCACUUCCCACAAUGCAACAGAUUAUUCACAGCAACAGAGCCUUCAGCUCAACAUCCACAGGAUAGAAAUGGAGGUGAAGUCUCUGGAGAGAGAGGAAUCUAAGGUUUCUACCAAAGAGAGUUUCAUCCUCAACAGACUGAAGACUGUGGAGAAAAGUGCAGGGGACAUUAUCAAGGAGGCCCAGGACAGCUUUGUUCAUGAGCCUUUACAGGUCACCACAGUGACCCAUGAUGUCCUACAAUCCUACAGUACACCAUCCAACAACCACUCUGAAACAAGCAAGCCAAGACAGACUCUGUUUGCCAUGGAGAUCAGUGUGACCAAAGACCUGAAGACCGGGAAGAGCACGGUGCUCUCUACUGCUGCCGUUCCUGCUGAGGAGCUAAGCCAGCAGGCCGGGCUCAAGGUUUAUGACGACGGCAGGAAGUGUGUGUUUGCCUUAAAUUCACAAGAGGGGUCCCAUGAUCAAGGCUGUGUGUCGGAGCUGACAGCCAACGAGGUGGAACAUUUGCUGAGAAGCGCCACAAUGCAUCGCCAAGUAAAGCAGCAAAACGUCCACCUAAACCACAGCAGAAGCUUCUCCAACCACCAACAGCGGAGAGGGGAAGAAGAGAGGUUUGACCUGAGAGACCAGCAAGGAUAUUAUGGGAUCCAUCCCGUCAGGGUCAACAUGACGGAGAAAGACUGCAGGGGGAAGUGUCCGGAAAAAGCAGUGGCAGAUCAUAGCAGCAGUCAUGAGAGCCAUUACAGACGGCAUGAAGACAGAAACAACAAAAGCAACAUGAGGGAAGGUCAUCGCCAUGGAAGCCACAAGGGGAUGGGAGAUCACGAUGGUAACCAGAAGGACUCUCACCACAGUUCGCACAACGUGAGAAACGGUCACCGUCUUCAGGAAGAUCGGCCUGCUAGCCACCACAAAACCAGCAUCGUUAGAAGCAAUAGUGUGGUGAAUGGAGGCAGAGCCAGAGACUGCCCUCCUCCGAGGUCACAUGACCAGGAAGCAGUGUCUGCCUACCAACCACAGCUCUCCUACACUCCAGCCAAUCAUAUUCCUCUUAGUGAUUACAUCAGUGUAGACGAAGAAGAACUGUAUAGCUGCAGCCCCGCCUCCUAUCACAGACCCUCCACUGCCAUGUACACUGGCCCCGCCCCCUCUGACCGAGUGCCCUCCCCCCUCUACGGAGACGACACCCACUACACCAUCCUCAACGUCAUUGACACCACUGAGCCAAUCACAGCCGUCUUCAUGGGCUUCAAGAUGGCACAGGACGACAGCGGGCGGGGACACGAGUUCGAGAGCUCCCUGAGGGCAGAGCUGGUCAUCAUCGAGGACGAAGAUGAGGACACCUGCGUGGAGGAGAAGCAGCGCAGCAGUUCAACAGGAAGUUCAGCCACUGGAAGCGUGGGCCGUGCACAGGGAGUCGGAGACAGACGGAAAGAGAGGCGCGGGGGGCCAGGUAUCAGAAAGAUCCAGAAAAAACACAAACCCUGCUGCACUGUCUGCUAACAAGCUAACGGCUAACUGAUGCAUGCUGAGUGACAGGUGUGCUAACCUUAUCACUCACUGAAACGCAUGUAUCUUGUAGCUAAACUGAGCUUCUGCAGAACUCUGAAGACAAGGGGGGGGGGUUACAAAAAGUUCAUAAUGAUCGGCAGCUAUACGAACUGCACACA
Messenger RNA from Trematomus bernacchii (emerald rockcod), 1856 nucleotides. RefSeq names its product palmdelphin-like. Gene Ontology annotation, biological process: regulation of cell shape. The transcript has 8 exons. The record is from RefSeq and is a predicted model, not a curated record. Gene Ontology annotation, cellular component: cytoplasm; membrane. The coding region runs from base 19 to 1689 and encodes 556 amino acids. Lineage: Eukaryota; Metazoa; Chordata; Actinopteri; Perciformes; Nototheniidae.